AUGAGCCACGCAAGUCUGCGCCAACCUGUGUCCAACGUCAGCCUUCGGUAUUCUCAGGGACACGAUUCGGACUUGUACCUGUCCGAUUCGCCAUGUAACUCUUCUCGGCGCCCUGCGAGCUCGAUUAGAUCUGGAUCCGAGUACAUGGGUCCUUCUGAAGAGGAGCAAAAGACUACGACUGAACGAAAUACGAUGUUGAACAGAUCGUUGUGUAGAACUCAGUCUGCUAACGGGAGGCGGAAGGCGAUCCGAAAACGUCUUAACAUUGCUUACAGGCGUGAACCGCUGAUUCCAACCACUGAAUUCUACUGUCUUAACAACGAUCGCGACAGCUUCGGAGCCAAUGAAUCUUUAUCGGAGAGCAGCAAAGAGACCUUUCGAUCACUUGUCGACCCAACCCACGUCCUGCGGGUCGGCUACAGCCUUGGAUGGGGAAUCAGCCGAAUUACCCAGCCGGUUUUACAUUCGUUACCCGACUCAGCUGUGAUUUGGGCAAUUCGUAUUGAAUCUGAACCCAUUUCGGCCUUCUUCAAGCAGUUGGUCGAUCCUGACAUUUCUGAUGGUUCCAUUAUCGAAAUGGAGAAACCAUUUCGAACCCUCAUUCGAAACUUUGCCGCUAUCAGCAAGCAUCUUGAUGGACUUGAGAGGAUUGCCAGCGUCCAAUCAAAGGACGAGAGUUCAUUCUCCAGACACAGCACUCUGGAAGAGUUAGAUCAUUUUCGAUUGCUAGCCGGGUUCAUCAACUGCCACCUCAAACGAUCUCUACUCCUUUACUGUCAAGUGCAACGGGAAACAAUCCGCCAGAUCGCCUUUCCGGAUCUGUGGAUGCUGUACGAUUUCGAUACAGCAAUUUACCACUCAGAACCCGAACUUGGAUCUCUACGAAGCCAGAGCAAGACUAUCGGCGAUGUUUACGGCGAACAUGGUACCGGCUCGAGUUACAAACAGGCAUACCGCGUUAUGGCUACCGUUGGUGGUAUCCCCCUACAGACCGGACUUCAGCGCACGAUCGGUGGGCAGGACCCAGCACAACAUGAGUCCAAGAGCCUGGAAUCCGUGAAAGGCACGUACAGUGCCCUCCGAGUCGUCUAUUAUAGGAUCGACUACGACUCCAACAAGUGGGCCCCAAUCCAUGAGGUCUUCGAGUUGGAUCCGUUCGAAGGAACCGUCGACAUUGCUUCACUCGGGCUCUUUCCGAUCCACAAAGCCGACCAGGUUUCGAACAAGGUCCGAGAGAGGAGUGAGAAAUUUGUCAGAAUGACGGAGAUUUCCCACUGGACACACGACGGUCUCACUUUGGGUAGCAGCGGCAACAGGCAACAUGUUGGUAAUCUCCUGUCCCAAAAGAAAUCCCUGCCAUCUUACAUCUACUUCCAGGUCAUCAGCCCCGUCAUAGUCGACCUCAGCCUAGCUGCCCAAGGUGGCUAUUUGAAGUUGCCUAGACUGGGUCACAAAUCGAACGAAGUGACGGCCUCCUGGAUCACCCCCGAAGAGGAUUAG
This is a messenger RNA of Ilyonectria robusta, 1500 nucleotides long. RefSeq lists its product as uncharacterized. NCBI's taxonomy places the organism in Eukaryota, Fungi, Ascomycota, Sordariomycetes, Hypocreales, Nectriaceae. The coding region runs from base 1 to 1500 and encodes 499 amino acids. The transcript is spliced from 2 exons. The record is from RefSeq and is a predicted model, not a curated record.